AUGAAUAGUUUUAAUCAAUAUAAUCAUUAUAUAAAGAAUAUAAAAGAAAGAUAUAUCCCUAGAAUUACAUCCCAACAAAUAGAUGAAUUGCAACAAAAAGGUCUAACUCAAAAAGAUAUUGGAGAGGUUUAUCAAAGAACUGAUAGAACUAUUAGUGCUUUAGAACUUUUACUUUCCUAUGAUGAAGAUGACAACACUGCAACUUUACAAGAAUUAUCAGACUACUUAUUCCAGCAAACAGGUCAAAGGUUUAGUCAAGCAACUAUCUUUAGAGUAUUGAAAAGAGAAAAGAUUUAUCUAAAAAAGGCAGAAAAACAAUACUCCGAGCAAGAUGAAGAAAAGGUUAAGAAUUUUGUUAGAGAUAAUUAUCGAUUACUUUCUUUAUCUUCUUUUUCGGCAGUAGAUGAAUGCGGAUUUAACUUAGGAGCAGUUCCUUAUUAUGCUCGUUCUCUUAAAGGAAAAAGGGCAGUAGUUAAAAGACCUGGUAAGAGAGGAAGUAAUUAUACUCUAACCUUAUGCGUUCAAAAUGUGAAAGAGAAAGCAGUAAUUAGUUAUAAAUUGAUUAAAGGAGGUUCCAAAACUAAAAAUUUUCAUGAGUUCUUGUCUAAUAUCAAAUUCACCACUCAUUUACUACUAGACAAUGCUCAAAUUCAUCAUGCUACUAAAUCCUGUCAAAAAUUGGGAUUAACGACUAUUGCUGAGUUAGCCAAGCAAAAGAAUAUUAAACUUGUUUAUUUACCUAGUUACUCUCCUAAAUUGAACCCAGUAGAGAAUUGUUUUAGCGUGAUAAAAAGUUAUUAUCGGAAGAAGAGACCUAGGAGCGAAGAGGAGUUGAGAAAAAUUAUUGAAGAAGUGAUAGUUAAAUUGCAACAGCAAGAUAUGACUAAAACUUUCAAGAGUUGUUUUGAAAGAGGAAAUUAA
Funneliformis geosporum is the source of this 921-nucleotide messenger RNA. The record is from the annotation of a GenBank genome assembly. Lineage: Eukaryota; Fungi; Glomeromycota; Glomeromycetes; Glomerales; Glomeraceae.